AUGAUUUUCAUUAAUACUCGGCCUGUUGAUGAGAAUGCACACUGUGAAGAUCGGAGAGCCUCUAAAACUACGAAUCAUUCUGGAAAUGGUGGAGGACAUGGAUCGAAUUCGAUGCAAGAAAAUGGGGGAAGUGAACAUGUUUUGGUGAGUUCUUUUGAAAAUAAUCUACAGAAAAAACCUAAAUUAAUAAGGAAUUAUGAAUGAGACUUAUAAAGUUCUAAUUAAUUUAUCAUUUUUGAAUUGUUAAACGAUUUGGAAAAAAAAUAUCAUUUAUAAAAUAGAUCAUUUGCCGCUGAAAAAUUAUUCAAAAAACUUAUCAAAUUAUCCUAACUCCCCUUCUCCUCGCAAAAUCCUAUUUUUCCAGCGUCUCUCCCUAAUUCUAAUGAUUUUCUACGUGCUCGUCUCAAUAUUUCCCGCCAUUUUAUUCUAUCCAGUUUCUUUAUUAGCAAUGGUUGUUCCAAUUUUGGCACUAUUUUUUGCUUUGUGCUCGAUUCGACAUUUACAGCACAUUAAUACACAGUGGCCAGUUUUGUUUAUCGCUGUGAGUUUUUUUGUUGGAAAAGUUUGAAAUAAAAAAAGUGGAGGUGAUCUUUGGAACCAUUAGAUUAUUUUUAAUGAGUGUGUGGCACUUUGAAACAGAGAAAGUUUUUAAAGAUGAAAUGUGAGGAAAGAGAAUAAUUUUGAUUUUAAAACAAUGACGAAGAAGAGAAAAUGGGAUUUGAAAUUUCAGAUGAUUUUUUUUCAAAAACUGAAAUCGAUACAUUGAAAUUGCCACGUCAUUUCUAGUUCACGUGGCAUCGAAUUGAAAAUUUUUACUUUUAACUGCUUCCAAAAAGAAUAUUUUUGACUUUUUAUCAUGACGUGAAAAUUUAGAAGGUAAAUAAUGAAAUUCCAAAUAUCAAAAUUCAUAAAAUUUUCAAAUUGAAAAAAUUACUGUAGGUUCUGGCAAUUUUUUUUAAAUAAAAACAUCAAAUGUAUAUUUUUGAAGUCCUAAAAUCCAAAAAAAAUAGAAUUCUUUAAUUAAUUUUUCACAAAAAAUGUCUGAAAUAAUUCAUAUUAAUUUCUCAUUUCCAAUAAAACUCCAAAAAACAUGAUAUUUUGAAAUUCCGAAUUCAAUCAGUUUUUCAAUUUCAGGUCAUCGGGAUUCUCCUAAAAAUCGCUGCAAUUGUUCUCUACAUCACUCUUUUCCCAAUCAAAGACUCUCGUCGUCGCGGAAUUUUCAACGCUAAAUCCGAAAAUGAACUUCAUCAUUAUCGAACAGUUUUUUAUGUGAUUCUGACAGCCAUCGAAUUUUUCAUAAUGAUGGUUGGAAUUUGUCUGAAAUCUCAACUUGUCGCGCUACAAAAGCGAGAAAAUAUUCAGAAGAGACGAUCGAUAAGUCGAUCUUUGAUGGGUGAAAAUGAUAUACGUGCUCCAUGA
Messenger RNA from Caenorhabditis angaria, 1419 nucleotides. NCBI's taxonomy places the organism in Eukaryota, Metazoa, Nematoda, Chromadorea, Rhabditida, Rhabditidae. The record is from the annotation of a GenBank genome assembly.